Messenger RNA from Ahaetulla prasina, 7745 nucleotides. RefSeq names its product dishevelled binding antagonist of beta catenin 1 (gene DACT1). Lineage: Eukaryota; Metazoa; Chordata; Lepidosauria; Squamata; Colubridae. The transcript is spliced from 4 exons. Gene Ontology annotation, biological process: negative regulation of JNK cascade; regulation of Wnt signaling pathway, planar cell polarity pathway; negative regulation of canonical Wnt signaling pathway. Gene Ontology annotation, cellular component: cytoplasm. The coding region runs from base 271 to 2778 and encodes 835 amino acids. The record is from RefSeq and is a predicted model, not a curated record.
GAGCCGGGGAGGGAAUAGGGCGAUUGGAAGAAGGACGCCGAGGGAUAGAGAGCCAGGCGGCGACGGCGGUGGCGGAGGGGAAGCGGGAGCAGCAGGGACGAAGACGUCGCGGGGUGCGGGCGGGGCAGCGGGGAUGCUGCUGCCAGCAGGCUGCAGGCGCCGUACGGUUCCAGAGCGGCUGGGCUUGCUGUCCGCGGCGCGCAGCUGAGGCUCGGUGCCCCUGCAGUGCCCUCCGUGCAGGAUUCUGCCUGCGCCGAGUAGGGCUCGGGCAUGAAGGCGAGUCCGGAGCCAGAGAAGCAGCAGCCGGAGCAGCAGCAGCAGCAGCAGGAGGGCCAGGUGCCUGCGGCUGUGGCGGGUAAAGAGCCCAAUCCGCGCUGGGCAAGGGACGGCAGCCGGAGCGAGGCGACGGAGGCGGAGCGGCUGCGCACCCGGGAGCGGUUGGAGGCCACACUCGCCGGGCUGGCCGAAUUGGAAUUCCUGCGCCAGCGCCAGGAGCUGCGCGUCAAGCGGUUACUGGCCGCCGCGCCCUCGGCUUCCCUGCCCGGGAUCUGCUCAGGGGAAACGCCGAGAGCCGCAGCAGGAGCCGGGAUCCCGCCGCGCACCUUAGAAGAGAAGUUCCUGGAGGAGAACAUCCUACUUCUGCGGAGGCAGCUGAACUGCUUAAGAAGAAGAGAUGCUGGCUUAUUAAACCAAUUGCAAGAACUGGACAAACAGAUCAGUGAUUUGAGGCUGGAUGUUGAAAAGACAGCAGAUGAACACCUUGACAUGGAUAGCCGUCCCAGUUCAGGGUUUUAUGAGCUGAGUGAUGGGGCUUCUGGAUCUCUCUCCAACUCGUCCAACUCUGUUUUCAGUGAAUGUUUAUCCAGUUGUCACUCUAGUACUUGCUUCUGCAGCUCUUUGGAUGCAUCCUUGAGUGGCUCUGAUGGACGGCCCAAGUCGGCAGAUUUCAUCAGCUGGCUGGAGCAAAACAAAGGAAUCCAACAAAAUGACCAAGCAGGGAUGGCCUCUCCACCAAUGCCACACACAGAUUCUUUUGACAUUGUUGCAGAUGUACAUCCAAAAUAUCAGUGCGAUCUGGUGUCUAAAAACGGAAAUGAUGUGUACCGUUAUCCCAGCCCUUUACACGCUGUUGCAGUGCAGAGCCCCAUGUUUCUUCUGCCGGUGACCAGUUGUCCCCCAAGAGAAGAAGUAGAAAGAACCAGUGACAAUGCUGUUGAUGUUGGACUGGAACCCAACUCGGAAAAAACAGUGGAUUCUUGUCUUUCACACACUUCUCGUUCUCCAUCCUGUCCUUUGCCCAGCAGAAAAAUGGAUGGAUAUAUUUUAAGCCUUGUGCAAAAAAAGGCUCCUUCGGUGAGGACUAAUAAACCAAGAACGAAUCUGAAUGCAGAUCUGGCCAAGGGGAUUUUGAGACAUGGGAGCUUGUGUCUUCGGCAGAUGGCCAGUGCUGCGCCUAGCAAUACCACUAAUAUUAAGAAUCUCAGUCAGCCACUUUCACAUUCCAGUGGAACCACUCUCACCCUAGACAACAGUGCCUUUUCUCCCAUAAAGCAGAAUUCAAAGGACGUAGAGCAUACGGAGUUAAAAAAGAUACCUGCACCUGCUGUUUUCCCACCAAAUGCUAAUAAUGAUCAAAGCAAGCCCUCAGUGAAGAAUGUCAAAACUCAAGAAGUGAUGCGAUCCCCUGUGACUAAGAGUGAUGCUCCCAAGGAAAGUGGCCAAUUCUUUUUGAUAUGUCCUAAAGAAAGCCCAGGCCAGCACAUAACACCCUUGAAAGAAAAGAAAGCUGUCCAGCUUCCCAAAAAGCUAUCAUUUAAAAGUAGUGGGACGCAGUCGGCUUGCUCUGUUUUGUCAGGCCAGGAGAGCAGACCAUUGGUGGAACUUAAGAGUGAGGGGUCGUCAUCCCAGAGUCUGGAGGAGGGAUUGCUGGUGAAUGCCCAAUUCAUACCGGCUCAGCCACAAACAGUCAGACUUCACAAAGGCACCAGGAGUGUCAAAAUUCUCAAAGGUUCUAUGGUGAAACACAGAUCUCAUCUGGUCACAGUGCUGGAAAACGGCCCUCAGGCUGGACGGGAGAGGCCCAAACCUGUGGGCAAAAAGUGUCACUUCCUGGAUGAAUUGGAUCCAAAUAAGAAGCCAAAAAAGACCACUUUGAGAGGGAAGAAAGGUCUCCACCUUCAGCCAGAUGCCAACCAUCCAAGUCGGCAGCCAGGCGUACUCAAGUCUGUGCUGAGGCCCCAUGGACAUAGCAGAGAACCAGUAGUUGCUAAACCCAAGCACAAGCGAGCAGAUUACCGACGCUGGAAACUCUCUACAGAGGUAUCUUAUGAAGAUGCCCUUAGGCGGGCCAGGAGGAACAGGAGAGAAGCAAUAGGAGUCUACUCACAGGUUCCGCAUCCUUAUAUUAGCCCCUAUGCCUAUGUUGCUAGUGACUCGGAAUAUUCGGCUGAAUGUGAAUCCCUCUUCCACUCCACUGUAGUGGACACCAGCGAGGAUGAAAGGAGCAACUAUACCACCAACUGCUUUGGGGACAGCGAGUCCAGCUUAAGUGGAGUGGAGUUUGUUGGUGAAAGCACAACAACCAGUGACUCAGAGGAAAGCGGGGGCCUCCUUUGGUCCCAGUUUGUUCAGACACUUCCCAUCCAGGCAGUGGCUGCUGCUUCGGAGCUCCAUGAAAACGCAGCCAAAGCCUUUGUUAAGAUUAAAGCAUCCCAUAACCUUAAGAAGAAAAUCCUUCGCUUUCGGUCCGGCUCUCUCAAACUGAUGACUACUGUCUAAAACGGAUAUGAAAAGCAAAUGAUAGCAGCAUUUUGGCCUCUUGGCGAGACGUAUAUGUGUAAGGGAAGUGAGUGUCAGGAUUCUGGCGAGUCUUGGGGACAUUUUUUCGGGACUUGGGAGCUAUGCAGCAGUGCUGACUCCAAGAGGGUCCUUCACCAGCUGUCAUUAGAAUUGCCUGCCUUAACAUCUCGAAGAGCAGAGCAAGCAACUUUUCUGUGACAGAGUGCACAUGUUUGUGUAUGUCUACUUUUUGGGCUGAGGACUAUAGAGGGAUGAAGCAAGUAAGGCAGGGCAAAUCCUGCAAGGUGAUAAUGUUGUGCCAUUUCAAGGUUUCCUAAUCUUUUCCAGCUUCAGAGGUUGAUAACCACUCUUAAGGCUAUGUAAGAUGAAGGAAUGACAAAAUUUUGGGGACAGGGCCAAACAUAGGAAGAUUCUUUUUUUGGGUGUGUGUGUGGAAUUCAAGACUUUGGGGGGGAAUUUUAAGAGAGAAAAUUAGGUGGAGUCAUCUAUUUUAGACAUUGAAACCUCCAAAAAGGGAAAGCCGACGUUAAAUAAUACCAUAAAACCGUGAUGGUGAGCCUAUGGCAUGUGUGCCACUUCCGGCACGCAGAGCCCUUUCUCCUGUUGUCCAUUGCUCCUCCGGGUUCUGGCACGCCGGCCAGCUGGUCUUCACCUGCGCUGGAGCACUGGAAACCGGAAGAGCAGCCACCAUGCAUGUGCCAUGAUGAUGAUCUUCCAGUUUCCAGCAUGCACAUGUGCACCGGCCAGCUGGUCUUUGCCUGCGCAUGUGCACCAGAAACUGGAAGACCAGGUGGCCAGAGCGCAUGCUCUCGCCGGAAACCUGAAGAGCAACUGCUCAGCAUGCGCAUGUCCACGCCGGGCAGCUGAUCUUUCGGUUUCCUGCGCAUGCACGUGUCUGUGCAUGCACGCCCCCGUUUCAACACUCAGUGCCGAAAAGUUUCACCAAUACUGCCAUAGAAUGAAAGCGUCUGUUUAGUUCAUUUUGUGGGAAUCUCGGGGACAACAUAAAACGUGUUGGGGGACUCCAUUUGAGCCAGGGUGUCUACCUCUGAUUUAAACUUUGAAAUAAUCCAUUAUAAUAACAGAACGUUGGGCAAAUUUAAUCUCCUUCUUCUGAUGCACCAUUUUUAGCAUGACAAGGGCUUGCUUUGGAGAAGGACAGACUCACUUCUUUUAAGUUUGCAGACUUCCCAUUCUCUCUUGCCUUGAGCAAUCAGGCAAGUGGCUAAUUACAAGACUGGUAUAAGCAGAGAACAGAAAGAAAAAUCUAUGGCAGCCUUUUCUAACCUGAUACCUUUAGUUUGGGGACUGUGAUUCCCAGAAUUCACAGCCACCAGAAAAGGCAGCAAUUCAGCCCAUUAGGGAAGGUUGCCUUAUGUAGACCUUUGGGGGAAUCUCUCUGGUGCUGCUGCUUUUGGUAAUCUGCCAAAACGGUCUUAUGAAGAUGUGACCAACACACAUCUGCCUAUAUAAACAAAACAAGGUGCUUCUUGUAAAUAAUUUUUCUAGAAUGCUUUUUGUAGGGCAGAUAUUUAAGUCUUAACGGACUGCUUAGUUAAUGUCACUUGAACCUCCGUAUUUUUGAGUCAACACUAGUGCCUUUUAAGUGGUGAGAACAAAAGCCACCGUGCUAGUUUUUACACAAAGGAUUAAGACACCAGUUUACUGCUUGGGCUGAUUAAGAUGCAGAGAAAUGAAGACUUGGACCAAAUGUUGAUUUAAAAACAGUGUUAGAAACAUCAGUGUGAAAAGAUGGUUAAAUGAAAUGCAGGAUACACAUUUUUUAAAUAAGCAAACUUGGUAAGCAUUGUGUUGAUUUAUGCAGCAUCACUGGUUAACACAGAAAAUCUCCGCUUCAGAUUUUCUCCAUCAUCCACAGACAUUUUAUAUUUACAAAAAAAGAGACUAUUUUCAAGAUUUCGCUUGACGCCUCCUUAUACGGUGAUUAAACUAGUUGUUCCUGUUGUUCAGCAUUGUCUAUUUUGAAUUAAAACUACCUUCAAGAGUCUUGAGCAGAGGUUUUCCUCAUUAUUUUCUCUUGCAUCAUUUUUAAAUGUAGAAGCAGGGAUUGAACUGCCUUCAAAAGGAGGAACCUCAGUACUGAGCCAUAACCACCUAAAGCUGCCUUGAAUUUAGAUAAUGAUCCAUCCAGCCCACUGCUCUAUGGCUUUUUCCAAUGUUACUUUCUGAAAUCCUGAAGAAGUUGGGAAUUUGGGGCAGUGGCUCUACCUCUUGAAUUAUUGUAUUCAUCUCUUACCAACAUGCACACGUUUUAGUAGUAUUGAAUACUAAAUUGGAUUAGGAGCAGAGGUGAAAUCCAACAGGUUCUGACAGGUUCUGGAGAACCGGUAGCGGAAAUUUUGAGUAGUUCAGAGAACCGGCAAAUACCACCUCUGGCUGGCCCCAGAGUGGGGUAAGGAUGGGGAUUUUGCAGUAUCCUUCCCCUGGAGUGGGGUGGGAAUGGAGAUUUUGCAGUAUUCUCCCGUUGCCAUGCCCACCAAGCCACGCCACACCCACAGAACCGGUAGUAAAAAAAUUUGGAUUUCACCCCUGAUUAGGAGGUGGCAAUCCAAAUAGUGAGAUGAGGGAAACAAAUGAUAUAAACUUCAAAAUCCUUUAGGAUUUACAGUAUAUGUGGUGGGAAACUCUGCCUUCUACCAUUUAAGCCUGCUUUGUUAAUCUUGUACAAGGUCAAGCACUUUGAAUAAGCAUCUUGAAUAAGCAUCUUUAAGUCCUUGACUUACGACCACAAUUGAUUUAACAACAAAUUUCUGUUGUUAAGUGAGACAUUUGUUAAGUGAGCUUUGUCCCAUUUUAUGACCUUUCUUGCCUCAGUUGUUAAGUGAAUCACUGCAGUUGAUAAGUUAGCAACAUGAUUGUUAAAUGAAUCUGGCUUCCCCAUUGACUUUGUCAGAAGGUUGCACAAGGUGAUGAUAUAACUCUGGGGCAUUUCAACUGUUGUAAAUACAAACCAAUUGUCAAGCAUCCAAAUUUUGAUCAUAUGACCAUGGGAAUACUGCAAAGGUAAUUAAGUCUGAAAAACAGUCAUGUCACUUUUUUCAGUGCCGUUGUAACUUCAGACGGUCACUAAAUGAACUGUUGUAUACACCUAAUUUUGCAUUCUUGAUGGGAAUUCUAGCAACUGAUGGAAAGAGAGUGACAGGCAGAUUGCAGUUUUUCAUUCGCAAUUUAAUCUGCUGGUUACUUUGAAACUACUUUGUGAUCAUAAGAACAUUUUCUAUACGUUUUUAUUUUUUAAGAAUAACUUCUAGCAUUCACAACCAAAAUGUAAAAACUGAAAAAGUGUUCAAAAUGAAACGCCAACCCCAAAAAACCACUGAAUCAGAAUAUUGGUAACUACUUGAAGUUUAGCAACAUUUCUUGAGUUUUGAUUCCAGUUGUAGCCAUGUUCAAGUGCUUGAACUUCUAAAAUGGAGACUUUUUAAAGGAAAUGCAAAUCUUGCCAAAUAUCAAUUUCUCAGAUGCUAUUUGUAUGCCAAGCUUUCAUACUCCAUCGCUGAAUAUGUUAAAACGUCAAAGAAAUGUGUUCAGUAUUUUGUAUUGUUUUGUAGUUCUGUACAUAAGUGAGGAUUUUAAAACAAUACUUCAAAUAAAGAGUAAAUAUUGCAAGUGGAGAGGCGGUUGAAAAAUAUAGUUUAGGGCUUCUUUUCCUUUGGUUGCUUUGUCCUGAACCAAACUAGACACCUGAGGCAAAAGUGCUCUUAGGACUGAGAUUUCUGCAGAAAAUAUAAACCUUGAACCUUUAGAUGCUUGGUGCCCUGGUGAAUUAUUAUAAUUAAAUUGUGGGAAUAAUAGUGAAUAGCAAUAUAUAGCCCAAUAAUUUUCAUUUCUGAAAACCUUGUAGAUCUUGCUAAUUCUUUUUCCUUCUUUACGAAUUCUUUGUUUAAGAAUAAAGAGUUAAAGUAAAUAAAGACAAUGUGAGAGGCCGAUGUGUAGUUUCGCAGGAUUUCAGUUUCUGGUUUAUUUUUAAUUUGGGGAAAAAAAAAACACCUUAAAACAAGCUGGGGCAAAGUGGCUGGAUGAUAAACCUAUAAGAGGUUCUUCUGCAUUGAGGUCAAGAUGGGGAAUUUUUCUGCGCAUCCCACUCAGUUAUAUCCAGUUCCAUUCCAUUUCCCUUCUAAUGUUAUAAUAAUACAAGAAUUUUGCUGGUCUGAACUAAAGGAUUAUCUAUUCUAGGAUCCUGUUUCCCACAGAAACCCAUCUGAUAAUUCUGGAAAGCUUGUUAGAAUAGCAGUAGGAUUCUCCCAUGUUCGCCAGCAAUGGAACUGAAAGGCCAGCUUACUCUGACUUGGAGGUGGAAGACAGACAUCAUGACUGACGGCUGUUGAUAGCUUUGUCCAUGAGAAAUUUACCCAGCACCUUUGUAAAACUAAUCCAUUUCAUCUGGUUAUGAUACAUUUCCUUUUGUUUUUCCUGAAUCUCCCACUUUUCAGUUUCUCAGGAAGAUCCUACAUUCCAACAUUUUAAUUUAAGAUGUCUCUCUUCUCUCAUAAGAGUUUUCGAAGCUACAAAUCCCAACUAUUAAAACUUUUCUUUGUAUGGGAGCACUUCCUACCCCUUGACCAUUUUGGUGGCCUUUUCUGCACCAUUUCCAGCUCACUAAUAUCUUUUUUGAGGUGCAAUAACCAGAAUUCAGUAUUCUAAAUGAACAAUUCAAUGGCAAUUGUCUGACACGUCUUUCUUUUGACUUUGGGGGGAAAUCCAAAAAGUCUCUAAGUAUAUUGUGUUGUUUUUUUUCCUUACAGUUUACACAAAUAUGCAUGUUAAAAGCAUGAGUGUCAGUUGUGUCCGUUUUUCUGUCUUGUGUCCAACAAUUGUACAUCAUUAAGCAGUGGUAUUUUAUAUCUCUAUAUGAAUCAUAUUGCUUUAUAAAUUAAUAUAAUGCAUUGAUAUGCUGUAAUAAACAUUUCCUUUUUUUAAAAUCC